This is a messenger RNA of Penicillium macrosclerotiorum, 2415 nucleotides long. RefSeq names its product chaperone ATPase HSP78 (gene hsp78). Gene Ontology annotation, biological process: cellular response to heat. Bases 1 to 2415 code for a protein of 804 amino acids. Gene Ontology annotation, cellular component: mitochondrial matrix; cytoplasm. The record is from RefSeq and is a predicted model, not a curated record. The transcript has a single exon. Gene Ontology annotation, molecular function: ATP binding; ATP hydrolysis activity. NCBI's taxonomy places the organism in Eukaryota, Fungi, Ascomycota, Eurotiomycetes, Eurotiales, Aspergillaceae.
AUGGCCGCGAGAUUGUCACUCACCUCACGCAGCUGCCACACGCUACGACAACUUCACUUCCUCGGCACCUCGAAUCGAUUACUAUCGACAAGCUCACGCUCACGCUCGUCUUUGCGACUUCCUCAAAUUAUCGGAAAUUCAGCGCUCCUGACCCCGUUGGCGAGAACGACUCUAGCUCUCCCAGUGCGUCAUUAUGCAAAGGGACGACCACAUCCCCCGGGUGGGACCCAUCGUAUGGAUAUGAGUGGAGAGCCCGAGAAGUCAGCUUUGGAACAAUACGGUGUGGAUUUGACGGAGAAAGCGAAAGCCGGCAAGCUGGAUCCUGUCAUCGGCAGAGAUGCUGAGAUCCAUCGAACCAUUCAAGUGCUAUCUCGCCGCACUAAGAAUAAUCCUGUCCUGAUUGGUGCGGCUGGUACCGGUAAAACCGCGGUAUUAGAGGGCCUAGCACAACGCAUCGUGCAGGGAGAUGUGCCUGAAAGCAUCAAGAACAAGCGAGUAAUCUCCCUGGACCUAGGCGCCCUCAUUGCGGGUGCCAAGUUCCGCGGAGAUUUCGAGGAACGGCUGAAGGCCGUUCUGAAAGAAGUCGAGGACGCCGAAGGCAAAGUAAUUCUCUUCAUCGACGAGCUUCAUACUCUUCUCGGAUUGGGCAAGGCAGAGGGUAGUAUCGACGCCAGCAAUCUACUCAAGCCGGCUCUCUCUCGAGGGGAGCUCCAAUGCUGCGGUGCCACUACCUUGAAUGAAUACCGGUUGAUCGAGAAGGACGUCGCUCUGGCCCGUCGAUUUCAACCAAUUCAAGUCGGUGAACCUUCCGUGGCCUCGACAAUCUCGAUCCUUCGCGGUAUCAAAAACAAAUAUGAAGUCCAUCAUGGUGUUCGAAUUACCGACGGGGCUCUUGUUGCUGCGGCCACCUAUAGCAACCGUUACAUCACCGAUCGCUUCUUGCCUGACAAAGCCAUUGACUUGGUCGACGAGGCGGCAUCCGCCCUCCGCCUCCAGCAAGAAUCAAAACCAGACCCUAUCCGAGAGCUCGAGCGGGACAUAACCACUAUCCAGAUUGAACUCGAGUCUCUUCGCAAAGAAACCGAUGUGAGCAGUCGCGAACGACGUGACCAGCUCCAGGAAGAUUUGAAAGCCAAGCAAGAGGAAGCUGGCAAGUUGACCGAAGUUUGGGAAAAGGAAAAAGCCGAAAUCGAUACUAUCAAGCGUACGAAGGAAGAAUUGGAACGUGCCAGAUUUGAGCUGGAACAAGCACAGCGUGAAGGCAACUUCGCCAAGGCCGGAGAGUUGAGAUACUCCAAGAUCCCUGAGCUCGAAGCCAAGUUGCCCAAGGAAGGGGUGGAGCAGGAUGCUGACAAGCAGAGCCUGAUUCACGAUUCCGUAACCGCUGAUGAUAUCGGCAAUGUCGUUUCUCGAACCACUGGAAUACCCGUGACCAAGCUAAUGGCUGGAGAGGUUGAAAAGCUGAUUCACAUGGAAGACACCCUCCGAAGAUCCGUCCGCGGGCAAGACGAGGCACUAUCCGCCGUUGCCAAUGCGGUGCGCAUGCAGAGAGCCGGUCUCAGUGGCGAAAAUCGUCCCCUGGCAUCCUUCAUGUUCCUUGGGCCUACUGGAGUAGGUAAGACUGAACUCUGCAAGAAAAUGGCCGAGUUCCUAUUCUCUACCGAGACCGCAGUGGUUCGAUUCGACAUGAGUGAGUUCCAAGAGAAACACACCAUUAGUCGUCUGAUUGGAUCUCCAGCUGGCUACGUUGGCUAUGACGACGCCGGCCAGCUCACGGAAGCAGUGCGGCGGAAGCCAUAUGCCGUGCUUCUUUUUGAUGAAUUCGAGAAGGCGCACCGGGAUAUCUCAGCUUUGUUACUGCAGGUCCUGGAUGAAGGCUUCCUCACCGAUGCCCAGGGACACAAAGUUGACUUCAGAAACACUCUGAUUGUCUUGACCUCGAACCUCGGUGCAGAUAUUCUUGUUGGUGCCGAUCCUUUGCAUUCAUACAAGGACAGUGGCGAGGCCGAGCUCUCGCCGGAGAUCAAGAAGGCUGUGUUGGAUGUUGUGCAGGGUGCAUACCCUCCUGAGUUCCUUAACCGCAUUGACGAGUUUAUCAUCUUCAAGCGUCUCUCUCGCGAAGCUCUGCGAGACAUUGUCGACAUCCGCAUCAAGGAACUACAGGGGCGCCUGGAUAGCCGUCGUAUGACCCUCCAGGUGGACGAUAAGAUCAAAGACUGGCUGUGUGAGAAAGGCUAUGACCCUAAAUUUGGUGCUCGACCUCUCAACCGACUAAUCGCCAAGGAGAUUGGAAACCGACUAGCUGACAGGAUUAUCCGUGGCGAGGUCACUUCGGGUCAAACUGCCCGAGUCUCUUUUAAUGACGAUAAGUCAGGUCUGCUUGUUUCAUCUGAAGGUGGCGAAGAAAAUGUAUAA